UGUAAUUACAUUUUAGACUACUAUGACGAUCCUCCGUCGUGACGUAUACGGUGCGUCAUUUCCAUGACAACCGCUGAGGCUUCGAUUGACAAAACAAAGAAACAUGGAUGAUGAUCAGAGUGCAGAAGAGACAGCCUUCGUGGUGGAAGAAGUGAGCGGCAUCAUUAAAGAGUCUCUGGAGUCAGUGAUUGGUCGCAGCAGUUUCGAGCACAAGCGUGUGAGUCAGUGGACGUCCAGUGUCGUGGAGCAGAGUCUCUCUCAGCUCAGCAAACUGGCGAAACCCUUCAAAUACAUCGUCACAUGCAUCAUCAUGCAGAAGAACGGCGCUGGGCUUCAGUCGGCCUCCUCCUGCUUCUGGGACAGCACUACUGACGGAAGCUGCACCGUCAGAUGGGAAAAUAAAUACUUGUACUGCAUCGUCAGUGUGUUCGGACUCGCCAUUUAAACACGAGCGCAUUCAACCCGACGUUUACUUGCAUUACACGACGUCCAAACCCUCUAUGCACAAUAAAAGCACACGUCUU
Molecule: messenger RNA, 524 nt
Organism: Rhinichthys klamathensis goyatoka
Lineage: Eukaryota; Metazoa; Chordata; Actinopteri; Cypriniformes; Leuciscidae
Gene: dynlt1b
Product: dynein light chain Tctex-type 1b
Exons: 5
Coding region: 104-445 (113 amino acids)
Biological process (GO): microtubule-based movement
Cellular component (GO): cytoplasm; cytoplasmic dynein complex
Molecular function (GO): dynein intermediate chain binding
Source: RefSeq, a predicted model, not a curated record